Molecule: messenger RNA, 1298 nt
Organism: Brachypodium distachyon (stiff brome)
Lineage: Eukaryota; Viridiplantae; Streptophyta; Magnoliopsida; Poales; Poaceae
Product: gibberellin 3-beta-dioxygenase 2-3
Exons: 2
Coding region: 55-1146 (363 amino acids)
Biological process (GO): gibberellin biosynthetic process; response to light stimulus
Molecular function (GO): gibberellin 3-beta-dioxygenase activity
Source: RefSeq, a predicted model, not a curated record
UACUCCAAAAGAUCCAGCUGAUCCAAUUUGUCUGUACGUAGCUGCUAGCGAGCAAUGCCGACGGCAACGCACCUGGACUUCCAGGCGGCGCGGGGGGUGCCGGAGACGCACGAGUGGCCGGUCCUCCACGACCACCCGGUAGUGGACGGCGGCGCCGGCGCCGGGGAAGACGAGGUCCCCGUGGUCGACCUCCGCGACGCCGACCCUGCCAAGGUGGCGGCGGCCAUGGCGCGCGCGGCGGAGCAGUGGGGCGCGUUCCUGCUGCUGGGCCACGGGGUUCCCGCGGAUCUCGUGGCGCGCGUGGAGGAGCGGAUUGAGGCCAUGUUCGCGCUGCCGGCGUCGGAGAAGACGCGCGCCGUGCGUGGGCGCGGCGAGUCCUGCGGCUACGGGUCGCCGCCCAUCUCCGGCUUCUUCGACAAGUCCAUGUGGUCCGAGGGAUACACUUUCGCCCCUGCCAAUGUCCGCCUUGACCUCCUCAAGCUCUGGCCCGACGCCGGCCCCCAUUACCUCCUCUUCUGUGAAGUGAUGGAGGAGUUCCACAAGGGGAUGUUUGCGCUGGCCCACAAGCUGCUGGGCCUGUUUCUCUCGGCGCUGGGGCUCACUGCCGCCGACUGCGCUGCCGCCGCCAAGAUCGCGGACACCAUGGCCGCCAGCAUGCACCUCAACUGGUACCCAAAGUGCCCGGACCCGAAGCGGGCUGUGGGCCUGAUCGCGCACACGGACUCGGGCUACUUCACCUUCGUGCUGCAGAGCAUGGUUCCCGGGCUGCAGCUCUUCCGCAGAGAACCCGACCGGUGGGUGGCCGUGCCGGCGAUGCCGGGCGCCUUCGUCAUCAAUGUCGGCGAUCUCUUCAACAUUGUCACCAACGGACGCUUCCACAACGUGUUCCACCGUGCUGUUGUUAGUCGCGAGAGUCACCGGGUCUCGCUGGGCUACUUCCUCGGCCCGCCGGCCCAGGCCGUGGUCGCCCCGCUCGAUGAGGCCCUGACGCUGGACAGGCCCAGGCCUGCUUACCGUCCUGUUGUCUGGCGUGAGUACAUGGGCCUCCGGGAGAAGGCCUUGUUCGUUGGGGAAUCCGCGCUCAAGAUGAUCGCUGUCGCCAAGGAUGAUGCACCACAGACGCCGAAGUUGCAUGAGACAAGUUAAAAAUUAAUCGGUGAAACAAUCGGAGGGUUGAUAGUGCUACGUAUCGGAGAAAUUUGUUAACGGCAGUGGAUUCGAUGAGCUUGAUCGGGAAGCUAGCUAGAUGAGUGCGGGAGAGAGAGGAGGAAAGAUGUGGUUGGUGCUUGAAUAAGGUU